Molecule: messenger RNA, 2092 nt
Organism: Oreochromis aureus
Lineage: Eukaryota; Metazoa; Chordata; Actinopteri; Cichliformes; Cichlidae
Product: adhesion G-protein coupled receptor G1-like
Exons: 12
Coding region: 213-1604 (463 amino acids)
Biological process (GO): adenylate cyclase-activating G protein-coupled receptor signaling pathway; cell surface receptor signaling pathway
Cellular component (GO): membrane
Molecular function (GO): G protein-coupled receptor activity
Source: RefSeq, a predicted model, not a curated record
ACCCACACAUCUUUGUGGUUGGAUAAUACAGUAAUUAGGAAUGUAUCAGUUUACAGGUGAAACCCGCUCAGGUACAUUUUCUACAACUAUUAAUAGCUUGAAUGUAGUGAAAAUGUGUAUUUGAUCCUUUAUUGUAAUUUACAGGCAGAUGCUGUGGGUCGCAUGUAGACAACAUUUUGAAAAAUGGAAACUACAAUGAGCAUAUUGAGGCCAUGAAGAGCCUACAAGAGGUUCUAGAGGAAGAAGAAAUAAAUGGAACUAAUUCAUCAAUGAGUUUUGACAAUGUUGUUGCUCUCCAGUAUAAACCCAAUAAUACCUUCGAAGGCCUCAACAUUUAUGCCAGUAAUAAAAGGGAAAUAUCAUACAACCCUCCUCUCAGCAGCACAGUGAGUGUUCACCUGCCGAGUGAACUGAAACCUGAACUGGGCAAAAAGAUUGUGUUCCUCAUGAUUAAGUGGCCUGAAACAAACCAGAAUAUUUUAGGAUCCCCAUAUGAUGUGUAUGAUCGAGCACUGGUUGGCCUGAGUGUGCAGGGCAGGAAGAUAUCAGGACUAAAGGAGAGUGUCAACAUCACCAUCAACCUUACCAAGGAAAUAAAUGAAACCCAAAAGCCCUCAUGCCACUUCUUUAACUUCUCCACACACAAUUUUAGUGAGGAUGGCUGCAUCACCCUAUGGAAACGUAAGGAGAAUCAUCUCACCUGUUCCUGUGACCACCUCACAUACUUUGGAGUGCUCAUGGUGGCUGCUUCGCCAUCACCUAAAGACCAGGAGAUUUUAACAUACAUCACUCUGAUUGGCUGCAGUCUCUCUCUUUUUACCCUGGUCAUCACUGUUUUGCUCUUCAUCACAAAUAGAAAAGUAAGAGAAGAUGUUUCUAUGAGGGUCCACAUCAACCUUGUGAUUGCACUGAUCCUCCUCAACCUGCAUUUCCUGCUAAGUUCCACCAUAGCAGCAGUGUCCUCCGCUGGGCUCUGUUUAUACAUGGCUCUUGCCCUUCACUACUCUCUGCUGGCCACUUUUACCUGGAUGACCUUAGAGGGAUUCCACCUCUACCUUCUCUUAGUCAAAGUCUUCAACAUCUACAUCAAGAGAUAUCUGCUCAAACUCAGCGUGGUGGGAUGGGGUGUUCCUGCAGUCAUUGUGUCAGUGGUGGUGAUCAUAGACAGAGGCUUUUAUGGCCAUGUCCCUUUGGACACGUCUAACUCCAACAACACUGCAAUAUGCUAUAUAACCAAUAACACUGUAAAGAUGGGGACUACAUUGGGACCGUUCAGCUUGGUGUUCCUCUUUAAUAUGUUCAUGUUAGGAGCGACAAUCAGACGUGUUUGGAUUCUACGCAAAAGCACAGAGUUUGGGCAGAGCAACCGUGACAGAGCAAAGAAAAACAUUUGUACCCUGCUGGGAGUCAUGACUCUGCUCGGCAUUACCUGGGGCCUGGUCUUCUUCUCUUUUGGCUACCUCACCACUGUUGGCCUCUACCUCUUCUGCAUCCUGAACUCAUUUCAAGGUUUCUUCAUCUUCCUGUGGUUUAUGAUGUCACUGAGAAAGGCUAAAACCUCAGUUACUAAAACAAGCAGUGAAACACGUAGCACAAGCACCUAGCUUACACACAACUACCAAUACCCCAAGAAUUUCCUAUUUGUGUGCUGUUGGAAUGUGUAAUGUAAUAUGAACCUAGAAACGUUAAUUUUUUCUCAAGGUCACGUAUACAUGACCAUUGUAUCUGAUAAUAAGUGUGAACAUUUUAACAGCUCCACUUCAGUUUGAAGCUUUCUUGUUAUUACAAUAGAAUCUUUGUGGGAAAGAGUUUCUUUCCACCAGAAUUGUGGUCCACCAGACCAAAAUACAUCAAGUGUCUCUUGUGCACUCACUUUCAGAUAUAAGAGGUAUAAAAUGUACCCUUUUAAGUUUUUUUUUCUUUUUUUUUACAUUUCAACUUUCUGCGUAUAACAGCCGAGAUACUGGUUUUAAAUUAAACUCGCCUGCUAUUAGUUUAGUGUUUUAAGAAGCUGUUAUGUUGAUUGCAUGAACAAUGCUUUAUUAUAAUUUGACUGCUUUGAAGUUUAUUUCUUAUUAAAACACACUGUGAA